Messenger RNA from Symbiodinium natans, 270 nucleotides. Lineage: Eukaryota; Dinophyceae; Suessiales; Symbiodiniaceae. The record is from the annotation of a GenBank genome assembly.
AUGCUUGAGAAUGAAGCCCCUGACCCCUUCGACGACUCAGCUGAGAGGUGCAACGGCCUUUGCGAGAGCGUCACUGCGGCCUUGUCGGCAAACAGCUUCGCGCCGCCCACGAAGGCCUUCGAAGACUUGAAGAUGGCUGGGCUCCUGGAUCUACGUACAGUCAUCUAUAGCUUCUUUCUGAACCAGGAAAUCAAGGAGUUCUUGCAGGAGGAUGUGGCAUCUUGGUACGUGCCUCCUGCCUUCGUUGCAAUGCAGCUUGAGCCUUUAUGA